Molecule: messenger RNA, 1845 nt
Organism: Trematomus bernacchii (emerald rockcod)
Lineage: Eukaryota; Metazoa; Chordata; Actinopteri; Perciformes; Nototheniidae
Product: G-protein coupled receptor 22-like
Exons: 4
Coding region: 425-1747 (440 amino acids)
Biological process (GO): G protein-coupled receptor signaling pathway
Cellular component (GO): membrane
Molecular function (GO): G protein-coupled receptor activity; peptide binding
Source: RefSeq, a predicted model, not a curated record
GGUUGGCACUGGCAUCAUUUUCAAGAGGGAAGCGAUUGAAGGCAACAGUCCAAGGCCUGGACAAUGAUAGGACAGAGCAAUGCCUGAAAGGAAGCAUUGAUGGGAGUGCACUGCACUGAUGUUGCCAGCCACAUGUCCCCCAACAUAGCUCUCUGUGUUUCACAAACAGACUUUUCCCUUUAGCUGAGUGGUGUUACUAACCCCAAAGCAAAAACUCAUGGAAGAUUUUUUGUCUUUAUUGUCCGUCAAAUCGAAAUAUGUUCAAUUGUAAAUCAAUUGGAUCAAGUGAAGAGCGAUCUUUUCACGUCAGAAUAUGGUGGGAUGGUUUGACAUGGCCUACAAAGUUCCUUCUGGUCGCUUCGAUUGCUGCUAAACUGUAGAGGACACUGUUGGGAGGCAGUGGCCUCUUCCUAUUACCAGGAUCAUGCACACAUCCCCAGUGUGGUUCUCUGCAGACACCAUGAGCAACAUGACUGUGCUGGACACUGCUGACCCCUAUGACCUUGACAUGACCUCAGACAAGGCCAUUUACCCUGUCAGCUUCCAGGUUUCUUUGACAGGCUUCCUAGUUUUGGAGAUAGUUUUGGGCUUGAGCUCCAACCUGACUGUGCUUGUCCUCUACUGUAUGAAACAGAACCUGAUCAGCUCUGUCUCCAACAUCAUCACCAUGAACCUGCAUGUGGUGGAUGUGUUGGUGUGUAUAUGCUGUAUCCCGCUGACAGCCGUGGUGGUGUUACUUCCUUUGGAGGCGGACACAGCCAUGAUCUGCUGUUUCCAUGAGGCCUGCGUCUCGUUUGCAAGUGUAGCGACUGCUUCAACCAUCCUGGCCAUCACUGUAGACCGCUAUGACAUCUUAGUGCGGCCGGCCAACCGUGUGCUUACAAUGGGCCGAGCUGUGGUUCUACUGGGAUCCAUCUGGGCUCUCUCCUUUUUCAGUUUCCUGGUUCCAUUUAUGGAAGUGGGAUUCUUCAUCAACUCUGAUUCAGAGUUUGUGAACCAGACUGCAGUUGUCACAGUGUCUCAUACUAAUGAGUAUUACACAGAGCUUGGUUUGUACUAUCACCUACUAGCACAGAUCCCUAUAUUCUUUUUUACAGCUUUAGUAAUGCUAGUGACUUACUACAAGAUCCUUCAGGCACUUAAUAUUCGCAUUGGAACACGCUUUCAGCACAACCUUCCUAAAAAGAGGCAAAAGAGUAAAAACACUAUCUCUUUGAGCACUGCGACUCAAGUCGAGUCAACAGACGCGUCACAGAGCAGCACAGGAGUCCGGGCAGGUGGGACUGCACCUUUGGGCAUGCGAGCGUCAGUGUCCGUCAUCAUUGCACUAAGACGAGCAGUCAAGCGGCAUCGGGAGAGACGGGAGAGGCAGAGACGGGUCUUCAAGAUGUCUCUUCUCAUCAUCUCCACCUUCUUACUUUGCUGGACUCCAAUAACCGUGCUAAACACCAUCCUUCUCAGCACUGGGCCCAGUGAUUUAACUGUUCGCCUCCGCUUAGGCUUCCUGGUGAUGGCCUAUGGAACCACUAUCUUUCACCCGCUCCUCUAUGCCUUCACACGACAGAAAUUCCAAAAAGUUUUGAAAAGCAAGAUGAAGAAGAGGGUGGUGUCUGUGGUAGAAGCUGACCCUACACCCAACAAUGUAGUCAUCCAUAACUCCUGGAUUGACCCCAGGAGAAACAAGAAGGUGACCUUUAAGGACACGGAAGCCAGACAAAAGUGUCUAUGCUCUCAGGAUAUCGAGUAAUGGGAAUAAAGUUAACUUGUCAAUUAUGUAAAGUAAUUGGGAAUUUACCUGUUAAACGGGCUUUUUUUUUCACGAAACUGUGUUUUAGGGCUUCUUAA